AUGAGUGUGCCAGUUCUCAAGGAUGUGAAGGAGGAAGCAGCAGCCACUGCUUCCUCUGUAUGCUCUUCCUCCUAUUCUAUAAUCAGUGCCACACCAAGACAAGAGCUAGAGCUUUGGACACUAAGGUAUCUUCAGAGUCCUGAUGGCAUCCUCUCUCUCCCCACUGCCAUGGCUUCUACUCAAAGGAGUCAUUUCAAUGAGAGCUCCAACACACAAAAAGCGGAGGGUUCAAGCCCUUCGCAAGCCAUGAACUUCCCUCAGAUCCUGUGCAGUGUGCUUCUAAAUGAGAAGUUACAUAACCUGGUGCCCUUCCUGCUCCACAAGUAUCAAAGGAAGGAGCAGACCACCAUGGAAGAAAUGUUGCACAUUGUGUCCCAUGAUUACUGUAAGCACUUCCUUCUGAACUUUAGAGAAUUCUGUGAGUCCGUGUCUCUGGACUUAGGUAUUGAGAUGAGGGGAGUGGAUCCCUCUGGGUACACUUAUGUCCUUGUGCCCAUCUUGGGCCUCACUAUCAGUGGCAUACUGGAUGAUGAUGAAAACAUCAUUCCCAAAGUUGACCUCGUGAUAUAUAUCCUGACUGUAAUCUUCAUAAAUGGCAAUAGUGUCAGUGUGGAAGAACUAAGGAAACAAGUUAUAAGUUGGGAGACGUUAGUUCUGAGGGAAUGA
Molecule: messenger RNA, 666 nt
Organism: Heterocephalus glaber (naked mole-rat)
Lineage: Eukaryota; Metazoa; Chordata; Mammalia; Rodentia; Bathyergidae
Product: melanoma-associated antigen 10
Biological process (GO): negative regulation of transcription by RNA polymerase II
Cellular component (GO): nucleus
Source: RefSeq, a predicted model, not a curated record